UGAAGUCCUAUUUAAAGUUUUUUGUGGUCCCUUGAUUUGUUCAGGGUGUGUGAAUGGACAACCAGAGGGAAACAGACGUCCAAUAUUGAUUUUAUUAUUGAACAUUUAAUUCAGUUCUCUAGUGUGAUGUGCGCCCUUUGGCUCUAUUCUCUUCCUAUCAGCAGAGAAGUAAAGUAAAUAUCAAGUUCACCUCGUAAAUCCCAGACACAUGCGCGCGUCGUGGAAAACUCGUCGCUUGUGGCUUGGGAACGCCCGUUCACCGGGAGCGCAUAACCGAGCGCAAUAGGCUUGUCGAUCUGUGACAUCACUGUAUGAAGCAGCCCACUGAAGGCUGGAGUUUAGAUGAUGCACAAAGAAAGAAGUCACUUUUCCACGGUUCUCCUGACUGACACGCGCUCAAUCUGGAAAAUUCCUCUUCUAAUCUGACUUGACGAGUUGGAUUCGCGAGUUUGGAGCCGUUUGUUUUACUCACGCUUACAGAAUUAUACUGGAUUUCAACUAUGACUACCAUUAAGCCAUAUUGCACGUCGUUCCAGUCUUUUUCUUUCGAAUCGGCGAUGUCAGUCUGAUCCAAAAUGAAGUUUGGGAAGAACAUAUGUAUCCUAAACGUCGGUGGCACCAAGUACGCGUUCACAAGAGAAGUUAUCAAGGAUUUUCCUCUGCGAAGAGUGAGCAGACUCCACAGCUGUUCUUCAGAAAAGGAGGUUUUGGAGGUUUGUGAUGAUUAUGACCGAGAAAGGAACGAGUUUUUCUUCGACAGGCACUCGGAGGCGUUUGUUUUCAUCAUGCUUUACGUUCGUUCGGGAAAGCUCAGGUUUGUCCCGCAAAUGUGCGAGCUGUCUUUUUACAACGAGAUGAUUUACUGGGGUCUGGAGAGCUCACAUUUGGAGUUUUGCUGCCAGCGACGACUGGAGGAUAGGAUGUCUGACACAUACACUUACUUUUCUGAGGACGACAUGAAGGCAGAAGUGGAGUCUAGAGGUGAGGAGGAGCAGGUCAGCAGGUUCGCACCCGACAGAGGAAGCGCGCGGUGGCUGGAGAGGAUGCGGAGGACUUUUGAGGAGCCAGCCUCUUCCAUCGCUGCGCAGAUCCUGGCAUCAGUGUCAGUGGUUUUUGUCAUUAUGUCUAUGGUCAUUCUCUGUGCGAGCACUCUGCCGGACUGGGAUACAGCAAAAAACAAUACAGUGGAAGAACACAGGAUCAUCGAGGCAGUUUGCAUUGGCUGGUUCACCGCCGAAUGCAUAGUGCGUUUCAUCGUCUCGCGGGACAAAUGUGAGUUUGUGCGCCGCCCCCUUAACAUUAUUGACCUGCUGGCAAUCACCCCUUACUACGUGUCUGUGGCAAUGACAGCGCUGACUGGAGAAAACCCUCAGCUACAGCGAGCAGGAGUCACCCUGCGCGUGCUGCGAAUGAUGCGCAUCUUUUGGCUGAUCAAGCUAGCGCGUCACUUUCUGGGAUUGCAGACGCUAGGACUGACGCUGCGCAGGUGCUACCGUGAGAUGGUCAUGCUGUUGGUGUUCGUCUGCGUGGCCAUGGCCAUAUUCAGCGCUCUUGCACAGCUGCUGGAGCACGGCCUUGACCUGGAGACUAGCAACGAGGACUACGCCAGCAUCCCGGCAUCCUGCUGGUGGGUUAUUAUCUCCAUGACGACCGUCGGCUAUGGAGACAUGUAUCCCAUCACCAUUCCGGGACGCGUGCUGGGUGGUGUGUGCGUUGUGAGUGGCAUUGUGCUGCUGGCUCUGCCCAUUACCUUCAUCUACCACAGCUUCGUGCAGUGCUACCACGAACUCAAAUUCCGCUCAGCACGCUGUGUGCGAAGUCUCUCCUCUGAGUUUCUCAACUGACCGUAGCAGAGUCCGUCCUGAGAUCCUCCGAACCCGCUGGUCUUCAGCUGGGCAACGUCACCUGCUCUUCUGUGCCUUUAUUUUUUUACUAAGAUCUAAAGUGAAAAUGGGGGAAAAUCAGCAUUUAGAAUUUCCGUGCGAACCUUUUCAAUCCAAAUAAUAACAUAAGUACCUCUAUACUCAAGGACACAUUGUUGAAUCUGGAACAAUUUGAGACAAAAGGCCCCGAUAUACAAAGGGAGUGACUAUCUUUUUCAUCUUCUGCAUGAAAUCUAAAUUUACUAUGUCUAUUUUGCUGGUGCACAUAUUUAGUCUUAAGGUGAACAGUUAAUUCACACAAACUAAUCCACUUAAAAGUUUGUUUUGGUAAUCUUAAAACACAAUUUUACACUUUUUAUUAUUAUUAUUAUUAUUAUCACAUAUGCUAAACAUUUUCAAUAAAAAGCAUGACAAAUCUUACAAUAUGAUAUUUACAUUUUAGCAUAAAUCAUAAAAGUAAAAUAACAGAGAGAAAAAACUAAGAACAAGAGUGGGUAUACAUAGCAAUUACCAUAGAGGAGUUUUUGGAGUAUAUUUACAGUUCUGGUUGCUUUACGACUUGAAAGUCCUUUAAGAUUUUUAAAAUCAUUUUUUAAAUCAGCCUUAAAGAGGGGGAUAUUAGGCAUCCCUUCCGACCAUUUACACUUGUGUAUUUAAACUUGCCUAAUAAUCUCAAAAGAUUUAACAUAAGCAACAGAUUCUUAUCUAUAUCUUUUUUUUGUCUACUUAAAAAAUAGCACCUCUUUUCUUUGUAUUAAUUCUUUGAUCACUCAGUAUAUUAAAUAGACAUUCAACAUCAAACCAGAAAUAUUAUUUGCUUCCACUCUGGAAUGGCAAUCAUUCUCUGAUGACAUCAGUUUGACGGGUGGGGCAAAAUUGUCUUUGCCACGCCCCUCCAAUCCUUAGUUUCUUGCCGAGGAGUUCCUUCAAAGGAGGAGCACAAAAAUACAUGUUCAGUAUUCCAUUUUUGUUGGAAAUUUGUUAUCAUACUGAGGUAAACUAUUUUAAGAGGAAAAUUUGAAGUUCAAUGUUUAUUUGCAGUGUUAUAUUGUUCUGCAUAAUAAUAUACACUAUCGGUCAAAAGUUUGAGCUCAGUUUUUUUUAAAGAAAUGUAUUCUGUUCAUCAAG
Danio rerio (zebrafish) is the source of this 3011-nucleotide messenger RNA. The record is from RefSeq and is a predicted model, not a curated record. Lineage: Eukaryota; Metazoa; Chordata; Actinopteri; Cypriniformes; Danionidae.